AUGGCCGACGACGCAGCCGCCGCGUCGUGCUCAACAGCUACCGGCACGAGUAAGAGAGCGGAGAACCGGCUGGUGGUCGAGGAGGCGAAGGUGACCACGGACGAGUACAACUCCAUCUGCACCCUGCACCCGGCCACCAUGGAGAAGCUCUCCAUCUACCACGGCGACGUCGUCCUGCUCAAGGGCAAGCGCCGCCGCGACACGGUAUGCGUGGCCCUGCCCGAUGACGAGUGCGGCGAGGGCAAGAUCCUGAUCGGCGAGGUGGCCCGCUCCAACCUCCGGGUGCGCCUCGCCGACGUGGUGUCCGUGCACCCGUGCCACGACGCCCGGUACGGGGCGCGCGUCCACGUCCUGCCCCUCGACGACACCGUCGAGGGCCUCUCGGGGGACCUCUUCGAGGCCUACCUCAAGCCCUACUUCGUCGACGCGUACCGCCCCGUCCGCAAGGGCGACCUCUUCCUCGUGCGCGGCGGCAUGAUGAGGAGCGUCGAGUUCAAGGUCGUCGACAUCGACCCCGCCGUCGACUACUGCAUCGUCGCUAACGACACGGAGAUCUUCUGCGACGGCGACCCCGUCAGGCGCGAGGACGAGGAGAGCCUCGACGGCGUCGGCUACGACGACGUCGGCGGGAUGCGCAAGCAGCUGGCGCAUAUCAGGGAGCUGGUCGAGCUGCCGCUCAGGCACCCGCAGCUGUUCAAGUCCAUCGGCGUCAAGCCGCCCAAGGGCAUCCUCCUCUACGGGCCGCCGGGCUCCGGCAAGACCCUGAUCGCCCGCGCCGUGGCCAACGAGACCGGGGCAUUCUUCUUCUGCAUCAACGGCCCCGAGAUCAUGUCCAAGAUGGCCGGGGAGAGCGAGAGCAACCUCAGGAAGGCGUUCGAGGAGGCCGAGAAGAACGCGCCCUCCAUCAUCUUCAUCGACGAGAUCGACUCCAUCGCGCCCAACAGGGACAAGACCCACGGCGAGGUCGAGAGGCGCAUCGUCUCCCAGCUGCUCACGCUCAUGGACGGGCUCAAGGCGCGCGCGCACGUCAUCGUCAUGGGCGCCACCAACCGCCCCAACAGCAUCGACCCCGCCCUGCGGCGGUUCGGGAGGUUCGACCGCGAGAUCGACAUCGGCGUGCCGGACGAGGUCGGCCGCCUCGAGGUGCUGCGCGUCCACACCAAAAACAUGAAGCUCGCCGACGACGUCGACCUCGACGUCGUCGCCAAGGACACGUACGGCUACGUCGGCGCCGACCUGGCCGCCCUCUGCACCGAGGCUGCCCUGCAGUGCAUCAGGGAGAAGAUGGACGUGAUCGACCUCGAGGACGAGACGAUUGACGCGGAGGUUCUCAGCUCCAUGGCCAUCACCAACGACCACCUCAAGACUGCCCUCGCCGGCACCAACCCGUCGGCUCUGCGCGAGACCAUGGUCGAGGUGCCUAAUGUCAGCUGGGCGGACAUUGGCGGCCUCGAGGGCGUCAAGCGGGAGCUCCAGGAAACCGUGCAGUACCCCGUCGAGCACCCGGAGAAGUUCGAGAAGUUCGGCAUGUCCCCUUCCAUGGGAGUGCUCUUCUACGGGCCCCCUGGCUGCGGCAAGACGCUGCUCGCCAAGGCGAUCGCGAACGAGUGCCAGGCCAACUUCAUCAGCGUCAAGGGCCCCGAGCUGCUGACCAAGUGGUUCGGCGAGAGCGAGGCCAACGUCCGCGAGAUCUUCGACAAGGCGCGCCAGUCCGCGCCGUGCGUCCUCUUCUUCGACGAGCUCGACUCGAUCGCGACGCAGCGGGGCGGCCGCGCGGGGGACGCCGGCGGCGCCGGGGACAGGGUCCUCAACCAGCUGCUCACCGAGAUGGACGGCAUGACCGCCAAGAAGACGGUGUUCAUCAUCGGCGCCACCAACCGGCCGGACAUCAUCGACUCGGCGCUGCUCCGCCCCGGCCGCCUGGACCAGCUCAUCUACAUCCCGGUGCCGGACGAGGCCUCGCGGCUCCAGAUCUUCAAGGCGUGCCUGAGGAGGUCCCCCGUCGCCGGCGACGUCGACCUCGGCGCGCUGGCCAGGUUCACGGCGGGCUUCAGCGGCGCCGACAUCACCGAGAUUUGCCAGAGGGCGUGCAAGCACGCCAUCCGCGAGGACAUCGAGAAGGACAUGGAGCGGGAAAGGCAGGCCAAGGAGAUGCCGGAGGACAUGGCGGUGGACUGCGCCCAGGAGCCGGCGCAGAUCAAGGCCGUCCACUUUGAGGAGUCGAUGAGGUUCGCGAGGAGGAGCGUCAGCGACGCGGACAUCCGCAAGUACCAGGCGUUCGCGCAGACAUUGCAGCAGUCGAGGGGCUUCGGCAACGAGUUCCGCUUCCCCAAGCAGCCCCAGGCGCCGGAGCCUGCUGCCACGGCCAACGCCGACGACGAGGAUGAUCUCUACAACUGAUCGGCUCGCAACUAGCAUGGAUUAUGCUAUUUUCCCCCUUUUUUCUGUAAUAACGUAUUGAUAGUGUGUGUGUGUGUGUGUGUGU
Panicum virgatum (switchgrass) is the source of this 2485-nucleotide messenger RNA. RefSeq names its product cell division cycle protein 48 homolog. Gene Ontology annotation, biological process: retrograde protein transport, ER to cytosol; autophagosome maturation; mitotic spindle disassembly. Gene Ontology annotation, molecular function: ATP binding; ATP hydrolysis activity; polyubiquitin modification-dependent protein binding. NCBI's taxonomy places the organism in Eukaryota, Viridiplantae, Streptophyta, Magnoliopsida, Poales, Poaceae. The record is from RefSeq and is a predicted model, not a curated record. The coding region runs from base 1 to 2400 and encodes 799 amino acids. Gene Ontology annotation, cellular component: VCP-NPL4-UFD1 AAA ATPase complex; nucleus; cytosol. The transcript has a single exon.